Cercopithifilaria johnstoni is the source of this 651-nucleotide messenger RNA. NCBI's taxonomy places the organism in Eukaryota, Metazoa, Nematoda, Chromadorea, Rhabditida, Onchocercidae. The record is from the annotation of a GenBank genome assembly.
AUGGCACUGGUGCCACCGUCCAUUGCUUCACUCCGAAUUGUUCUUGCCAGCGAUUCCAAACAACGUUUGACACUCCUUAAACAAAUCAGAUGGGUUCAAUUUUUGAGACGUUUGGAAACUAAUCUGCUUCAGGGGAUAGAACCUAUUGUACGAGUAUCAAAUUACGAUGAAAACCUAAGUAAAGACCUACCUGUCAAUGAAUAUGUAUGUGAGACAGCACGUAUCAAGGCAGAGACAAUUGCGAAACUUAUGGAUAUCAAAGAUUACGAUGUUAUUAUUGGUUGUGACACGGUAAUCGUAUUUGAAAACGAUAUUAUCGGUAAGCCAGUUGAUGAAAGAGAUGCUCGAGUUACUCUUCAGAGACUAAAUGGAAAUUUGCAUGAAGUUUACACUGGCGCAGCAAUCAUCGACAGCAGUCAGCAGUGUGAACAAUUCGUGGAACGAACAGCUGUCAAAUUCUGCCUGAUUCCGGAAACUGUUAUCAAAGAAUAUGUUGCUUCUGGCGAGCCAUUUGGUCGAGCUGGUUCCUAUGGUAUUCAAGCCUGUGGAGGAAUGUUUGUCGAAAAGAUUGAUGGUUGUUAUUAUAAUGUUGUUGGAUUACCAAUAAACCGAUUGAUGAAAGUUCUCUGGAAAAGGGUUGGUUUAAAAUGA